Molecule: messenger RNA, 558 nt
Organism: Exserohilum turcica Et28A
Lineage: Eukaryota; Fungi; Ascomycota; Dothideomycetes; Pleosporales; Pleosporaceae
Exons: 1
Cellular component (GO): cytoplasm; nucleus
Molecular function (GO): protein binding
Source: RefSeq, a predicted model, not a curated record
GCACUCCAUGAAGCAUGCUAUCGAAAUCAGAAAGACGUAGUAAAGUCGCUCUUAGAAAAACGAGUGGAUGUUAACGCACAAGACAACAACGGUUACACCGCACUACAUCGAGCUUCAGACGCACAGGAUAUUAUUAAAUUACUUGCCUCUAAAGCUGACCUUACUAUAAGAGAUCAAGAUGGCCGCACAGCGCUUCACGAUGUAUCUUUCCGUGGUACUGUGCAAUCGGUCAAGACACUUAUCACUAAUGGAGCGGAUGUCAACGUGAAAGCCAAAGAUGGCUCGACUCCUCUGCACGAAGCAUGUAAACGCGGCGUUGAUAUUAAGAAUAUUGCGACUAUUCUCUGUAAAGCGAAGGCAGAUAUCAACGCGAAAGAUAACCAAGGUCGCACUCCACUCCAUGUAGCGCUUGAGAACCGUGAUGGGAACGGGAUUGAGUUUCUUAUUGACGAGGGAGCAGAUAUCGUAGUAGCAGACAAUCGGGGGAGAACCCCACUGCAUAUAGCGAUGUCGAUGAGCAAUAAGGAAGCAUGCAACCUGCUUGUUAAUAAAGGAGCC